ACAAGAUGGCGGCCGGUGGGGCCGGUCCGGCCGACAGCCGCCCGCUGCCGUACGCGCUGCACAAGUGGAGCUCCUUCUCCUCCACCUACCUGCCCGAGAAUAUUUUAGUGGAUAAGCCAAAUGACCAGUCUUCACGGUGGUCUUCAGAGAGCAACUACCCACCUCAGUACCUGAUUCUGAAGCUUGAAAGGCCUGCUAUAGUUCAGAGUAUCACAUUUGGAAAAUAUGAGAAGACCCAUGUCUGCAAUUUGAAGAAGUUUAAAGUCUUCGGUGGAAUGAACGAAGAAAACAUGACAGAGUUGUUAUCCAGUGGCUUGAAGAAUGAUUAUAACAAGGAAACGUUCACCUUGAAGCAUAAAAUUGAUGAGCAGAUGUUCCCCUGUCGAUUCAUUAAGAUAGUUCCACUUUUGUCCUGGGGACCCAGCUUUAACUUUAGCAUCUGGUAUGUUGAAUUAAAUGGCAUCGAUGAGCCUGAUGUGGUGCAACCGUGUCUCAACUGGUACAGCAAGUACCGUGAACAGGAAGCCAUUCGCCUUUGUCUGAAACAUUUUCGCCAACACAACUACACAGAGGCUUUUGAGUCCCUGCAGAAGAAAACCAAGAUUGCAUUAGAACAUCCAAUGUUGACUGAUUUGCAUGACAAACUUGUCUUGAAGGGGGACUUUGAUGCCUGUGAGGAGUUGAUUGAAAAAGCUGUCAACGAUGGUUUGUUUAAUCAGUACAUCAGCCAGCAGGAAUACAAGCCUCGAUGGAGUCAGAUCAUCCCCAAAAGCACCAAAGGUGAUGGAGAAGACAGCAGACCUGGAAUGAGGGGGGGUCACCAGAUGGUGAUCGAUGUUCAAACCGAAACAGUUUAUUUGUUUGGCGGCUGGGAUGGAACUCAAGAUCUGGCUGACUUCUGGGCAUACAGCGUGAAGGAAAACCAGUGGACUUGUAUUUCUAGAGACACUGAGAAAGAGAAUGGGCCCAGUGCUCGAUCCUGUCACAAAAUGUGCAUUGAUAUUCAGCGAAGACAGAUCUAUACGCUGGGGCGCUACCUGGACUCCUCUGUGCGGAAUAGCAAAUCUCUGAAAAGUGACUUCUACCGCUAUGAUAUUGACUCAAACACCUGGAUGUUACUAAGCGAGGACACUGCUGCCGAUGGAGGGCCCAAGCUGGUGUUUGACCAUCAGAUGUGCAUGGAUUCGGAAAAACAUAUGAUCUAUACAUUUGGAGGCAGAAUCUUGACCUGUAAUGGCAGUGUGGAUGAUAGCCGAGCCAGCGAACCACAGUUCAGUGGCCUGUUUGCAUUCAAUUGCCAGCGUCAGACGUGGAAACUUCUACGAGAGGAUUCCUGUAAUGCCGGACCUGAAGACAUCCAAUCCCGGAUAGGACACUGCAUGCUUUUCCACUCAAAAAAUCGUUGUUUAUACGUGUUUGGUGGCCAGCGAUCAAAGACUUACUUGAAUGAUUUCUUUAGCUAUGAUGUGGACAGCGAUCAUGUGGACAUCAUAUCAGAUGGCACCAAGAAGGACUCUGGGAUGGUCCCAAUGACAGGCUUCACUCAGAGAGCGACCAUUGACCCGGAACUGAAUGAGAUACACGUCCUGUCCGGACUCAGCAAGGACAAGGAGAAGCGGGAAGAGAACGUCAGGAACUCCUUCUGGAUUUAUGACAUUGUGAGGAAUAGUUGGUCUUGUGUCUACAAAAACGAUCAGGCGACAAAGGAUAAUCCAAAUAAAAGCCUUCAGGAGGAAGAACCAUGCCCAAGAUUUGCCCAUCAGCUUGUGUAUGAUGAGUUGCACAAGGUCCACUAUCUGUUCGGUGGAAAUCCAGGCAAAUCCUGCUCUCCAAAGAUGAGGUUAGAUGACUUCUGGUCCCUGAAGCUCUGUCGGCCUUCAAAGGAAUACUUGUUGAGGCACUGCAAAUACCUCAUACGGAAACACAGGUUUGAAGAGAAGGCCCAGACUGAUCCCCUCAGUGCUUUGAAAUAUUUACAAAACGACCUGUAUGUAACCGUGGAUCAUUCAGACCCUGAGGAGACAAAAGAGUUUCAGCUCCUUGCUUCAGCUCUAUUCAAGUCUGGCUCGGAUUUCACGGCCCUAGGCUUUUCAGACGUCGAUCACACCUACGCACAAAGAACUCAGCUUUUUGAUACUUUAGUAAAUUUCUUUCCAGACAGCAUGACCCCUCCCAAAGGCAACUUGGUUGACCUCAUCACACUGUAACUGAAGAGGAAUUGGACAUGGGAAAGAAGAGCAGGAGUCCGUUUUCAAUAUUUUUGUUUUCUAUUACGUUGAUUGACUGCUGGGCUGCAGUAAUACAGGAUUCUCCCACGUCCUUUGAAGGGAUCUUACACCCGCAAGUUUUACCCUCGUUUUCUCCUUUGUUUCACCCCAGAGUUCUCAACCCCACCCACCACCCCCGUUGAAUUCGGCCAAUAAAGUGGAAUUGGAAUACUUCCAAUCUAUAUAUUUAUAAUAUUUUUCUGACUCUGACUCUUAGGAAUUAACGAAUGUAAAACAAAAAUCAAUCAGGCAGUCUUUUUUUUUCUUUUCGGAGGAAAAUAAUUAUAUUUUACGGGCUCACAACAACUGAAGACAUUUGUGUGUAUUGUUGGGUUUGUUCUCCCCCGUCUCCCUCCCUCCUUUGCCUUGUAAGCAGUUGUCACCUGCUUUAUUUUCUGCCUUUAUUUGUAACCGUUGUGUAACUCUGCAGGACACCUGCUGUAUGUUAGGGUGUGCGUGUGUGUGUGUAGAUUUGACUUUUGUAGCUACCCUAUCCACUAUGAGAAAGAGCAGAGGGCUCCAAUUUCUGGUUCUUUUCUCAGAAAAAGUGAAUACAAUGGGAGUUCUUUCCAGGCACCUUGUCGAGAUUUGUUCAAAUCCCUAUCGAAUUUACUUACGUAAGUCUAUGUGACAGUAAAUCCUCCUGUCGUCACCUGGCCUCCACUCAUGGAAAGCCUCAAACUGAGAAGCCAGAGGUAGAAUUUGACCUUUCGGGGACAUUUUGAAAGAGCCACCAGGAAGGGCCCGCGGAUGUUCACGGGCAGUUCGUGUUCCUUAUGCAGAGGCCCUUCCUGAGUCACUUUCCAAAGCAGAAAGGGACACUGGCUUUCCUUCUUGUAAGGAAUAGCAGAGCUAGGUCUUCCACACUCACUAUGUCUCUGUGGCCCUUUUAUUUGGGGCCUCCAGGUUUUCCAGAGCCAGACCUGACUCCUCGUCCGUGCGCGACAGUCCCGGACACCUGCUUCUUAGUGCUGAUCCUGUUGGGGGGUAGUUCUGAGAAGCUCCGUUUGUCUUUGUGCGCCGCACCUCGGCAGUCAUUCCCUUAAGCCGGACACAUCCUUGAAACAGGAAAAGAAAGUAAAAAUCAACACCAUAGAAAUCAUUUUCUUUUGAAAAGCACACUGUAUGCUAAGUGGGCUUUGUUUUCCAAUACAUUUUUUGUUCAUUGUUGCAUGCCGGGCUUCAGAUUUGGUGCCACCCCAGUCAGUAAAAUCUGGUGCAGAAGAUCUGCUUGCAGACUUUUGUAAAGUGCAGUUUGGGCCAGAAAUUGGGAGUCUUCACUCGGCUGUGUACUUAAAAGAAGGCUCAGCAUGGGGGUGGGGUUAAAAAAAAAACUACCACAAAUACAGAACUCAAUCCCACUUCCCUCCAUUAAGCUAGCUGCUCCUGGUGGAACUGGCUCUACCCCUAAAAGAAAGAAGAAACUGAACUGGGUUUUCAGAGCCCCGUGACUCUAGGAGUUAGACUUUCGGGACCCUCUUCUCUUUCUCCGUAGUCCUUGCAUUCGGUUCUGUUGGAAAGCAGUAGAAAUAGGUUUUUCAUAGAAUUAGGAGUAGUGUUUUGGGCUAGCUGACUUAACAAAUUCCCUAAAGCGAUCAACAGAGGUUUUGUAAAUUAAGCCGUUAGAUUUACAUCUUAGCUUGUGAGCAGAUUACAUAUUUAGAUUUUGUUUAAUUAAUGGUAACAUAGGUCGUCUGCCAAGUAAGCGUAGUUCAUUAAGUACCAAAUUGUAUAUCUGCAGAAUGAUCAGCCAGCUCUGCAGUGAAGUCAGUGCAAUCUACUGAAACACUUGAGCCAUUCUCGAUCUUCUCGAGAGUGGCCGUUUGAAACGCAAGAUGCAAACUUCGCCAACCAUUUAAUUCUGUCGCAACCCACUGGAUCUUGUUAGGUUCAAAGAAGAAUGUGGAGCCGGGCUUUAAGAUGGCUAUGUUUUUACCGUGUGCUAGGCCGUUGAGAAAGUUCCUAGUAGAAAGUCGUGUUCUGCGUGUUGUGACUCUGUAUUCUGGCACUUUAGACUUUUAACCAAAUGAAACUGCAGCCCUACAUUGGUCACGCCUUCAGUGGCAUGCCCCCUCGUCACCGUAUAGCAUCGCUUCUGCUUUGUCUCAUUCAGCUAAGUUUCUCAUCCACAACCUGAACCAACUGAUUGUUUUCCCUCGAUAGCCACUUCCUACCACUACCCGGGCAACUCUGGGAAGCCCUGGGCUGCUUUGUUUGUUUUUUCGUUUUGGUUUUUUCAUUUGAGAUAGGUUUUUCCUUUUGUAGGAUUGUUUAGAAUAUUUUCUUGGAAUGUGGUUGAACCGAAAUGACCAUUUGGGGUCCAACCCCAUUAGAGCCUUUUAUGUGGAAGAGACAGAUUGGAAAUGGGAUGGAUUUAGGUGGUCAUAAUCUCAAUGGGAAAUGGAUGUCUUCUUUAUUUCCUGUACCAAGCAUGAUUCGCAUUGUGCUCUUUUUUUGAUCGGUCGAAGCUAAGUAACUCUCUGAUUUGGUCCUGGCAGAUGUGGGCAGUCAAGGGUUUUAUGUAUUUCCAAUGAAUGCUACAAGUGGCGUGAUUUAAAUGGAGAACCCAAUUAGGCAUGUAGGCGCACUGUUUAGAUUGUCUAGCAUAAAUGAGUUACUUGAAAUGUCUCAUUCUAUACCUCUGCUCUAGCGCUUCCUGCUUUGGAACACCUGGAUCGUAUCCCGCCGUGAAUGGCCCCAAACGUCGACACUGUUGUGCUGUAACCCCUGGUAGAUUUGUGGCCUUUCCCAUUCCCAAUUUCCACGUGUACGCAAGGCGAGUUAGUCUCGCUUCUUUCCCCCGUGGGGUUCUGGUACUCUGAACUGGGGUCGAGCUAGGCAUCUGUUCCCGCUCCUCUCCCGGUGACAGAACAGCAACGCCCGCGGAGCUCUCGUUUUGACGGAUACACAGAGACACCGUGUGGCGAGUGGGCUUAAUUCAAAGUUGUCAACAACUUUGGACAAACCGAAGUGGAAGAGCCUAGAGAGCAUAAGGGGACUGUAGCUUCUGAAGCUAGUCCUCCUUGUUAAUGCUGGCAGCCGGUCUUUAUUUGAAUAUUAAACCGGUCACCUUGUUGCGCUCCCUCGUCUGCUUGGCUUGUCUGUCACGUGUCCUCUCCAGCUGAUGAAAAUGGACGGAUAACAGCCUGUUUCGUUUCCAAUUAAGGAAUAGAAAUGUCAAUCAAUUUCAGAGCACAGCUUGAAUAAUUUGAACCCUUCUCGAGUUGUGUGCAUGGGUGGAAUAGGUAAAUAAUCUAUACAGUAAUAUUUCCAUUUUGAACCGAUUGUCAUUUCAGGGACUUCCCUUCCUAACAAUUUUAUAGAGCCACCCGCAGAUCAGACUGCAUUUCAGAGAAGGAGCUUUGAAGACACACGCUCGGAGCCAAAAUUAGCACAGAAAUAGGCUUGAAACUCUCAGAUCACCUUCCAUCCAGUAGUUGAUCUUGUGGUGAAUGUAAGACUGAUGCUUAGUGUGUUGAAAGGCAGUUAGUUACUCAAGAACCUGGUUUUUGACUUAGGAGCUCUAAAUCCUCCUGUGUUUACAUAGUGAUUACAUGUUGAAUUUUCCCUGUAAUUUGUGUAUCUCCACAUGGCAUCUAUAGGAUAAUUGUAGGUCAUUUAAUCGUGUGGUGAAUCAAGGCAGUUUACAUAAAAGAUGAGUGUUGUAAAACAAAAAUGUUGUCACCUCUGUAGCCAAUUGAAUAUUUUGUUCCAGUGACUCCAGUCCCCCAAGCGUCAAUCAGCUCGUAGGUUUUUCUUGACUUCUUGGUUUUACAGGGAGCCAGGAAGGAAGUGGGCAUGGAGAGACUUUGUACCAACAGCUUGAAGAGAUUGUAGUGCCUGCUCCCUUGAGAACAGUGCACCAUUUCUGGCCUUUUCUUUCCAGUAAAGCCUUUAGUAGGUAGCUCUCUCUGUCUCUCUCUCUGUCUCUCUCUCUCUCUUUUCCCAUCCCUUAGUCUUAGCACUAACAGAGAUUGAUCUUUUUGUGUAGUUCAGUUCUGCUUUGGCUUAACGAUCUCCUUGGAUUAAACAAAAGUUCCAGGGAAGUUGUUCGAUUUGUCUGAUUUUCGUAGUUUGGAAGAUUCCUUUGCCUUCAUCUUUUCAGUCUUUGAGCAGUUGAAAGUGAUUGCAGCAAGAUUCUUUGACGUGAACAGAAACAGUUGAAACGGGUCCGUGAAUUUGACCGAAUGAAGUUAUUCUAACUGUGUUUGAAUUUCAUGGCAUGGCCAGUGUUUAUCUCUCUCAGACUGUCGAUUGGACUGUAUGAGUUUUCUGUCCGAACUGUCUCUUAAGGGGUUAUGAUUGAGGGAAGUCUCUUGAUGCUUUAUUUGUCAAAAUUCAAUUUUAAGGUCUAAGCAACUUUGGAAACUGAAGAUCGUUUCCCCUUUGUUUCUGAUUGGUUCUUCUAUCUCCGUGAAGAUUUAUGGAGGGUUUUCCCAUAAAUCCUGGCCUGACGCUAAGAAAAAUAAUGAAAACUCCUUACAUUUUCCUUUUUACGCAGACAGAAAGAGCAGAAAAGAUGCCGUAUAACAUUUAGGGCCCAUUUAUACUGAAGUUUGGGCCAUUGUAUUUUGCUUUAAGAAAUGAAUAUUGGGUAAGUCUAAAUACCGAAUUUGCUGUAGUCCACUCUAAUGAUUAAAACACAGGCAUAGAAUUCUGGUCAGGUUUACUUUUGGCAUCUCCCUACCAUAUUCUCAGCACCCUUUCUCCUGACCCUGCUAACAGGUGAGUAUUAAGAGUACCUGGAAGUAUUGUUACUGCUAGUCUUCCUGCAUUUCAGAUCAGCUACAAGAGGAAAUGGCUUUUCUGUGACUCAGGAAUUUGCUGCUUUUUAUUUCCCGACAUCUCUGAAAUGGAUAAUCUUUUUAGGCAGUUGUAUUUUUAAAGAUCCGGGUAAGGCUACUUCUUUCGCCUAUCAAAGUGGAAGGAUGUUGGGAAUUUUGUUACAAAUCUGAUUAAGCAAAGGCCAUUCCCAGUGAGAUGAGAGCACAGUGAGAACCGUAUAAAAUAGCCCAAGUUUGCUCAGAUGCGCUCUGCCAGAGAUGCACAUAGACUCAUCAACAGAAAACAAUCCUUUGAUGCCAAUUUUCAGAAUUUAAAAUGAAAGCUCAGAUUCAGAACGAGAGCUUAAUGCAGAAAUUUUUAAGCCUCAAGUUCUUGAAUGUAAAAUAUCCCCCUUCAUCGAAAAUAAAACACAUUGCAGUUUCUCCCAGUUUUGCUCAGCUUGAGUGGCAAAUAAAAUUUAGCUAUAUAAUCAAAGUCAUUUUUCUGUUCCCGGUUCAAUGGAUUUGAACAAGGAAAUAUGGUGUCCGGGGAAAUGGGCCAAUUCUGCAUGAAGGGGAAGAAAGGUAAAUUUCCUUUUGAAAUAAUCCCUCCCAUCAAAUUGAGAUGGGCCAUUACAAACUGGGAGGGAUAUGUCUAAUCUCCCUGGAGGCCUUUCUCUAGCUGGCCCUUUGGAGUUUAGGGUUCAUAUGGGGGAGGUGGCAAGGGACAGCUGUCCCUAUGACAAGUAUGUGAAAAACACCAUGUGGUCUGAACCCAAGAACAGGAGCCAGGAAAUCCAGACUCUAAUCCUGGCUCUGCCAUAUUCACCCACGUCCACUGCUCGAUGCCUGCCGUUUUCUUGCCUUUAUAUGGAAUUGGUGAUUUGUCUUCUGGUAAGGAAGAAGUAACAUGGUGUGGCAUCCUGUGAGGGGGUUAAAGUCAGGCAGGAGAGUUUGAAAGUGUUAGCGUCAAUUAAUCGGCCGAGAAGUCCAGGGCUCACCUUUUCCUUCUUGGUUCCGGUGUUUUGUGGAAAGCAGGUUACCUGGUGACCCGGGCUCAGGACCUCAUCAUGUAGCAUAGCCCUUUGUGAGGAGUCAGGUGUGAACGUGCUGGGCUGUUGUGUGUAACCACGGGACUUGUCUGCUGUCCACUCAGUUCAGACCCCUCUGGGAGUUUGCUCUGAGCCAUCUGGGUUGUAAUCGCUUGUGGCAAUCUGUGCUGUCUGCCUCGUUAACACCAGCUUGAGGAUAUUGCCAUUCUUCAGUUCUGUUCCUUGCUUCCUUAGCGCCAAACUAAUUGGCAAAGGAGACAGACCGAGAGACCUGAUUAACAUGGCUGCCCAUGUGGCCAGUGCCAAGCUUCAUUUUCUUGUACUGUUUGAUGACUCCCAAGGAAGUCCGCGUCUAAAAGGCAGCCUACAGUUAGCCUACGUUUUCUGGCCCUUCUGUUCUUAAUGCCGUCGUUUCUUGGUCUCCUUGAGGGAUGGUGUAGUCCUCAUUUCAAAAUAAAAAGACAUAUUUAGCCCUCAGAACUCAGGUCCGUCCACUGCUCUGUCUUCUGCAGCAGAACAGAUGGAUUGGGGUCGGCCAUUUGGGUGUGGAAAACACUACAACAGGGCCCCCACCACAUCUAAUAGGCAUUGCGAACUUCGGGAGUACGCUUCGUUGGUUCAGGAAAUGCCUCUGCCUUCCUCAAACUUCUAAUCUGACUCAGUCAAAGAAUCUUGAAAAAGCCACACCAAUUUCCCUAUAGGGGGGUAUCAUUAUUUUACAAUGCCAUGAUGGUCCAGACCAGGCCACAUCAGCUGCCCGGCCAGCCACUCCCGUAGUUAGCCUGUCCUCUAGUCAUCUUCUUGUUGCUCUGAUGAUCCGUUUAUUUCGAAGGCUGGGGAGGGAGGGUGUGUGACCGAGUCUAGGUUCCCUGUUUUUUGUUUUAAAAGCAUUGUUCAGCAGAAGGUGACAUCUGGGCUCUUGCAUUCUAGAAACUCAGCGGGAAGUUGUCAUCUGUGGGUGUGUGGGGUGGCUGAAAAAUCACCAGUCUACAGAUAGUUAUUUUGUAGAUCAGGUAUGGGUGUGUUGACUGACCCAGGGGAAGGACCAUACAGUCUGGAACUUCAGAUAAUACAGGUGAAAUUGCACAAGCAGCAUCUCGUGGCCACUGUCAGUAAAGCCAGAAUGUGCCAAAAUGAUUAAUGGUCUCUGUCCAGACAGUAAGAUGGGCAUUGUCAUCAGGAAGUUUUGCUUGUCGUCCCUUGGGGUGGUAUAGCUUUUCUCUGAGAGGUCAGGAGGUUCACCCCCUGGACUCCCUCUUUUCGGUCAGAUGGGUAUUCUGCAUGAAGUUGAAACAGACCUCUUGUCAGUGGUGAUGAUAACAUGUUUUUGGACCAGAGUGUCCCCUGAUCAAUAAAUUCAGCCCCUGUGGCACUCUUUGAGCCGGGAUCUGGUUUCAGGUGCCAGUGAGAUGCCGUCAACAUUUGGAAAGUCUCCCGGUUUUUAAGGGAAAGACUUGGAUGUUGGAGACUUUUAAACGCACAGUAUUUUUCGGUCAUGUUGAGUACCCAACUCUUACUGCCCCAUUGUGUUGCUUCGUCUUGAUAUCCCUCCCCGGUGUCACAAGCCUGUUCAGAAGGCAGUGUAUAGUAGAACCCUGAGGGCCUCAGCUCGGGAAGCCGGAGAAGGAAAGCUGGGGGUGGACAACGUGCGUAUCCUAGGCUGGGUUCUUGGCUUUGGCAGAGGCAUAACUUGGGUACAAUAUUAGGAGCAGAGAGGCAAAUUCUGGUCUUCCCCCUUCUUCCCGGAUUCUUGGUUAGAGCUUCUAAUGCUUUCAGAUGGUUGUAGAUCCCCUGGACACAGGAGGAAAGGAGAAUCUGACCCAAUCAGAAAGACGCCGCUACAGCCGGCCAAUUCCCUCUCUCCAACGUCAACCUUGGUUCUUUGUCGUUGUCUUCCUGUAGCAGGAGAGACCUGCCAUUUCUGGGAGCUGUGCGGGGCGUGAAAGACAGCUGCUGUCUGGGUGGGGGCCCUCCAGCUCCUCACACUUUAGCAAACCCAGGCUGUUUUGUUCAUUAUCCAGCAGUUCCCUCCACCCCAUCUCCCGGUGCAGCUAAAAAUUAGAAUUAACUGGGCCAGCGCCAAACUGGUGGUGUCAUAGAACCAUUCUUACUGAAGUUCAUGUGUCUAACUUGUAUACUUCUAAGCACUGGCUGUUCCCAUCUAAAGGAGGGUUUUGCGAUCAUUUCACUCACUUGAUACUGCAAUCCUGGAUUCCAGGCAGCACUCGCAUCUUGGACACCGAAAUCCCCAGGGAGCUGCAGGGUUCGGGAUGACGUACGUGAAUAAUUCUAUUUCCUGGGCACCGUCGAAAGCUUCAGAGAUGUGCCGUCUCAUUCUCAGAGCUUUCCAAAGGUCCCGGCUGAUCCCAGCGUGACACAGAGGUUUUAGGGAGUGGCCCAGCUGCCUUUGGUGAGGCUACUCCUCCAGUCCUUCUCUGCCUUGGUUCCCAUCACUCUAGUUGUGGAGGCUUUUGGUUUUCUCCAGGUUCGGGGAGCCGGGGGCCUCCCUCUGCUCUGACAUUUCUCUCCUCCCCAGUGUUAGUGAGUCCUACCCCGGGGGAGCUUUUCGGGGCCUCUGGGGGAGCAAUCCGAUUCCAGGGAACAGGGCAAAGACCCCAGCCACAGGGGGAAGCUUCAAAGCAAUACCUGUGGCCUCUUUUUAAAAUCUCUGAGACGUCAAAAUGCUUCCCCCUGCUGCUGUGCUCUUUCCUCAGCUUGGGCUUUCAAGGCCGAUCCACCAACUCCUUGGGGCCCUGUCCCCUCCUUGUUCCUGGCCCCAUCCCUAGAGAUUACCCAAUGCUCUAGCAUCCUCCCUGCCCAAAUCUGGAUUUUUCGGAGGCAUCCAGUCUCCCACGUAAUUGGUGGCUGCCAGUGGGGUGGCAUUUGAGCUGUCGAUCUCCACUGUACUUUUUAUAGGGGAGGCGAGCGGGGCCAGUGAUUCUAGGAUCAUGGAAGUCGUUCAUCGUGUCUGGAGUGUGUGGAUGGUAUGAUGUCCCCAAGUGGCACUUUCAUCCCUUCUUUGAUUAGACAUACAAUGCUCUACCAUUGUCACUGGUGUCUAGAAGGAGAUCAUACCCAGGGCCUCUUCAUCAAUCUUCCUGAAUCAGUCCUUGCUGCACAAGAGACAGGAGUGAGUUCUGUGCCGUGGUGCUCCGCAAACCACUACCAUCCUUCUUAAUAACUUUCCUCUCUUCCCCCCGCCGCCUCCUCCUCUGUUUCCCAACCUCAGAUUCUUUGCCUUCUGCAACUGUACUAGCCUUUGGUGCUUUGGGUCUUGGGCCUACAAAGCCCUCAGCACUACGGAACAUCGGAGUGCAACUGGGAUUUUCAAACCUGCUAGGAAUUUAGUUUUCACAAGGUUAGAUGUAGAAGCUUAGCAUUUAGGGAGAGGCAAGCUGCACGAUAGAGCCAAAACACUCAUGUCGGUUGAAGUCAGCACUGCUUUCUCCGUUUCAGACAUUCACGUUGAUGAUCGAAAAAUCUUCCGGGAUUGAGGGUGACAGGGGAAGGGGGGACCUCAAAACCUCACAUCUUUGUUGUAUCUCUCGUGUGGGAAUGAGUCCCUGAGGGUGGCAUAAAGGGUAUUGCCCUGACCCUCUCCCUCCCUGCCACUGGCCCACGGGAUACCAGCCAGGAGCUCUAAAGCAUCAUGGACGGGGUCAUGGGGAGUGUGUGGGGAGAUGUAGGAUGCUGAGUCCUCUUCUGGUCUGUACAGUCCGUGCUGCGAUGUCCCCCUCAGCUGUUCUGAGUCUCCCCUUUCUCCAGCCUGAGUGGAAUGUUAAUUCAGAUUUUUUUUUUUUCCUGAGCACAAAUUAUUUUCUGAUCCCAGGUUUGGUAAAUAUGUAAGCACUACUCUGUGAAUAAACGAAUGGGUGAUCUGACGAGCAAUUACCAAUGUAGAAUUAUGUUGUAUGUAAUGUAUAUAUGGAGAAAGAAUGUAUUUUGUUCAUUUUUUCUUAAUAAAAAGUUAUAUAUGGGAA
Molecule: messenger RNA, 12062 nt
Organism: Tachyglossus aculeatus (Australian echidna)
Lineage: Eukaryota; Metazoa; Chordata; Mammalia; Monotremata; Tachyglossidae
Gene: MKLN1
Product: muskelin 1
Exons: 18
Coding region: 6-2207 (733 amino acids)
Cellular component (GO): cytoplasm
Molecular function (GO): protein binding
Source: RefSeq, a predicted model, not a curated record